Schistosoma rodhaini is the source of this 1340-nucleotide messenger RNA. The record is from the annotation of a GenBank genome assembly. NCBI's taxonomy places the organism in Eukaryota, Metazoa, Platyhelminthes, Trematoda, Strigeidida, Schistosomatidae.
AUUGUCCUAAUGAGCUGUAUUCAAACUAGGCGAGUGUUUGGUCGAGUGUAGAAAUUAAUUGCGUAAUGCUUUUUAUUGUUGCGCUUCGUUAUCUACGAUGGAAAAUAUAAAUAAACAAAUAACUAUCCUACUUUGUAAAUUUGUUCAUUUUCUCCAAGCUACGACCCAGUACGUUGUCAAAAGAUGGACCCCGGAGUUCAUUAAAAAUGCUCUGAAGUUUACUGCUGAGAUUGAAAAUGUAAAGAGUUCCUAAAAGUUAUUGUUUCACAGAUAGUAGGCAGACUGGCGGAUGAUGAAAAUUUGGCAGUUCAGCACUUCAUACAACAUAUGAGUACUAUAUUUCCUCAUUUCACAUCGUCGGUUACUAGCUUCCAACUUGUAAAUGCAGUCGAUUGGGCUAUUGAGAGUCUUUGUAGCAAUCCGUACCUUUCACAAACAAAUCGGGAUUGUAUCUUUGAGUAUUGCUUAGAUACCAAUCGCAAAUUACCUCAAUUUAACAAGUACUAUCCGGAGCUACACUUUAUACCUAAUGACGUGUUGCAGAUUAUUGAAUCCCGUUUAUUUGGUUCACAUAUAUCUUCUAUCAAGACAUUAACUGAGGCGGAAAAAUAUUUAGAUUCAUGUUUCGCAUUGGAUGAUGGUUACACCAUACACUUGCUUAUUCGUGUACUAGAACAGUCAGAACAAUGUGACAAAUCAGAUGCUUUACGUACUGUCAUUAUUCACUGGUUACUUGUUGCUAUCCAAAAAGAUCAUGAGGCGUAUAUUUCUCUGGCUUCAUACAAUCCUGAUCGUUUACGUGAUUUAGCCAUACAGAUCCCUGAUUUUGGAAAAGUUAUAUUAAAGCUGUUUGAUGAAACUGAACAUAUACAAUUUAAGGAGACUGGUUCAGAGCAAAUUAAUCAGUGCUCACCAAUAAUGGACUUAUUAAUCAAUCUGUUUAAACGAAUUUAUUUCGUUGAUCAUUUAAAUCCCCUCCUGUUGUCACAGAUUAACCGAUUAUCAAAAAUGAAUAAUUCUGCAGCAAAGUUUUGGAAUUCUGUUGCAUGUACUGUAAAUGUCUUAAAGUGAUGUGAAACAAAGAUACUUAUUGACGUUAUUGUUGUUGUGUAACCCUUUUUCCAUGUCUUAAUUUUAUUGUAAUUGUCGCUUCCUUUUUGUGUUACUAGUAUUGUAAACUGGCCUUAAUUAUAUUAUCCAUCGAAGAAUUCCUCAAGCUAUCUAGCCCAUGCCUUUGAGGCAGCCAGUAUUUUGUAUAGUUUUCACAGUAUCCAAAUUAUUUUUAAUUAACUGAAGUACUGUCAGAUGAUUAUUUAAUGCAAAUCGUCACUUAUACUUAU